Nematolebias whitei (Rio pearlfish) is the source of this 1872-nucleotide messenger RNA. Its product is annotated as protein mono-ADP-ribosyltransferase PARP12-like. Lineage: Eukaryota; Metazoa; Chordata; Actinopteri; Cyprinodontiformes; Rivulidae. Gene Ontology annotation, molecular function: NAD+ poly-ADP-ribosyltransferase activity; metal ion binding. Bases 1 to 1872 code for a protein of 623 amino acids. The transcript has 12 exons. The record is from RefSeq and is a predicted model, not a curated record.
AUGGAUUCAGAGUUAUUGAAGUUCAUCUGCGCCAACCAAGGAGCAGUAGAUGCGGAUGAUGUGAUGUUUAAUCUCUUCCCGGGCGCGUCCGCCGACAAGGUUAUUGCGAACAAACAUCAUUUUGUCUUACAUUCUUCAAACGGGCGGCAGAAAGUGGUGGCCAAGACCAGCCUGAAGCUGUGCCGAGUCAGAGACUGCUUUGGGACGUGCGAACAGCUGCAUCUGUGCAAAAACUUCCUCUUCACCGGACUGUGUCAGAGACGAGUCUGCAGUUUCUGCCAUGACUUGAACUUUUGCUACAACCAGCGGUUACUGAAACAACACGAGCUGGAGGGUUUAAACAGGGCAGAGUUGAGCACUCUGAUGCUCCAGAGUGACAACUCACUCCUACCUCCUAUUUGCUACAAGUACAAUACUGGUAACGAUGAGUUUGGCCAGUGUCAGAGUGGUAUAGCUUGUGCCAAACUCCACAUCUGUAAGAAGUACUUGAGCCAAGACUGCAGUUGCUCCAAAACCCAUGAUUUUUAUGCUCCCCAGCCAUUAAAAAGUCUCUAUGAUAAAGGGGUGCCCCACAGCCUCAUAUCCUCCCUAAGGUCCAUUUAUGCCAACAACGAGGCCCUGAGAAUCUCUAUGAAACAUAAAACCGAGAUAUGCAUGUACUACAUUAAAGGAUACUGUAAGCACGAGAAUCAAUGUAUUAAAUUACAUGACAAGAUGCCGUACAGAUGGCAGGUUCAGGAAGGGGAUCGCUGGACUGCUUUGCCUCAUAACGAGACAAUUGAGAAGGACUACUGUGACCCCAAGAACACACACAGCAGCAGCAUCCCGCUCGUGGAUUUUUACACGAUGACCUGUAGACAGAACGUAGUACGACGACUCUCAACUCCAAACUCUCUGGUUAAGCCGGACUUUAUCCACACUACAGAGUGGCUCUGGUACUGGCAGGAUGAGUUUGGAAGGUGGAAACUGUACGGUGCAGAUAGCCAAGGACACGGAUCAGCAGAUGUCAACAGUUCGAAGCUUGAGCAGAGGUUUCUGGACAACGAUAAAACUGUGGAUUUUACUGCGGGCUCACAGUCAUAUUCACUGAGUUUUCAGGAUAUGAUUCAAACAAACAAGCAUUACCGCACUAAGAAACUUGUUAGCAGGCGUCCUCGGUUUGUCUCUGCUGAAGAUGUCGAAACCAAGAAAGUGAGAAAGCCUUCAAAUUUCACUUCUGUGCCAGACAACUGGGACAAGACACAGAUUUCUCAAACAGGCGUUUCGCGAGUCGCCCUCAAUCGCACUUCAGAUGAAUAUCAAAAGGUGAAAGCUCUUUUUUGUUCCACCAUGCAAGGCUUUAAUAUCGUCACGAUUGAACGGAUCCAAAAUAAAGCACUGUGGGAAGUCUUCCAGUGGCAGAAGAAUCUGAUGAAGAACAACAGUGGUGGAAGUGACGUGACAGAAAGACAACUUUUUCACGGCACCGACUCCAACCAUGUUAAAGCCAUCUGCCUCAAAAACUUUGACUGGAGGAUCUGUGGGUCUCAUGGGACAGUUUAUGGCAAAGGUAGUUACUUUGCCCGAGAUGCCACUUACUCCCACUCCUACACCGGCAACACUGUUGUCAGAGCCAUGUUCGUCUCCCGGGUGCUGGUGGGAAGCUACACCAAAGGAGUCUUCAGCUACGUCAGGCCUCCAUCUAAAGAUGGCGGAGACGUAAACUUUUACGAUAGCUGUGUGGACAAUGUCCUAAACCCCUCAAUAUUUGUGGUGUUUGAGAAGCACCAGAUUUACCCAGAGUACCUGAUUCAGUACAGGAGUGCAGAUCUUCUAGAUGAUUUUGUCCAUCCUGCACCAGCACCAGCACCCACUAAUUGUGUCAUAGCUUAA